Messenger RNA from Darwinula stevensoni, 5409 nucleotides. The record is from the annotation of a GenBank genome assembly. NCBI's taxonomy places the organism in Eukaryota, Metazoa, Arthropoda, Ostracoda, Podocopida, Darwinulidae.
AUGGAAAAAAAGUUCCGUCACGUUCGUCGCAUCAGGGCUUCCCUCUCUCACUGCCCGCUAGGUGCCGUCAUGCUCAAUAUGGCUUCUCAUCGCUUAUUGAGCAUGGCAGAUGCACAGAUGGAUGACAUGCCAUCGGGAGAUGGCUUUUCAAGUGGGAUGCCAUCACAGAAUGAAGAUUCCAUCCCUGGCUUCGGCAAUGAUGAAGAUGGCUAUGGGAAAGAGUUCUUUGGAGGUGAUGAAGAAAUUGCAGAGGGAGACAUGUCUCAGGAGAAUUAUGAACCCCUUGAUCAGAAUGAUCCAGGACUUGAAGGAGAUGGCUAUGAGGAAGAACAUUAUGGUGAAGAGGGAGAAGGAGAAGGAGGCUAUGAGGAUGAGUCAGAAUAUGGACCAGGCCUGGGUCCAAUGGGACCAGGAAACUUUGGACCUGGUGGUGGCUUUGGAGGACCUGGACCUCGGAUGUGGCAGAGAGGACCUCUUCCACCACCUGGCUUUAGAGGAAGGGGCUUUGGUCCAGGGAGACCAGACUUUGGACCCCAUGGCCUGCCUGGACCAAGAAUGGGACCUCCAGGCCCACCUGGUCCCAGAGGAUGGGGGCCACCUGGUCCAGGCCCAGGUCCAGAUGGAGGACCUAGAGGAUUUCGCAUGAGAUUCCCCCCUGAAAGAUUCCGUGGUCCACCUCCAGGACCUGGAGGCCCUCCAGGACCAGGAGUUCCACCUGGGCCUGGAUUUGGUCCAGGACCAAGAUGCCGCUUUCGUGGUCCUCCACCUUUUCAGGAGAAUUGGGAAAAUGGUCCUAGCCAUGGGCCAGGAUCUGGACCUGGACCUGGUCCUGGUCCUGGUCCAGGUCCAGGUCCAGGAGCACCACCUGGACCAUCUUCUGUGCCUCCUGGCACAAAUGGACCAUCAUCAGGCCCUGGGCCAAAUUCUGGCCCCCCUGGUUCUAGUGCUUCAUCUAGUGGCCCUGGAGCCCCCCCAAUGGGAAUCCCCCCUCCUAACCUGAACCCACCACCUAACAUGCCACCGAUGUCAGUUCCUCCUCCUGGUGUGCCACCAACAAAUCUUCCUCCUCCAGGGGUUCUACCACCUGUUGCCAUGCCAAUUUCUGAUGCUGGAGUACAGGCACCUGGUUCAACAGGAGUAGCUACAGCUCCUCCCAACACUAACUCGACCCCAUCUCCUGCUUCAACAGCUAACACAACCAGCAAUGGAACAGCUGCCACUAAUGCCAGUUCGGGGGGCAUUGAUUUGGCUGCUGAGUUAUGGGUGGAAACCAAGACUCCUGAAGGAAAAUCAUAUUACUACAAUGCUCGCUCUCGAGAGACAGUCUGGAACAAACCAGAAAAUGUCAAGAUCAUCACACAAGAGCAGAUUGAGCAAAUUGCAGCACAAGCUGCAUCAAAUCAAACAUCAGGUUCAAAUGCCUCUGGAUCUUCAACAACUGUCCCCAAUGCAACUGAGGCUGGUGGGAGGAUGUCUGAUGACAUGACUACCAAGGCCAUGGCUUCCCCUGCAGGUGGUAUGGGAGAUGCAAUGGGCAUGGGGCAACCUCCUGUCAUGGCUCAUGGUAUGCCACCACAUCACAUGUUUGGAGCUCCCCCUCCUUUUGGAAUGCCUCCACCUGGAUUCCCUGGAUUUCCUCCACCAAUGAUGGGCUGGCCAAUGGGCUUUGGCCCAGGGAUGAUGCCUGGCAUGCCUCCCAUGGGACAGCCACCACCCAUGGCUUCUAUGAUGGGAUCAAAGUUAGAGGAUGAUGAAAUCUUAUCCAAGAUUGAUCCUGACAUUGUUAACAAAGCCAGAGAUUGGUCUGAACACAAGGCUCCAGAUGGGAGGUCUUACUUCUACAAUGCCAAUACCCAAGAAUCUGUCUGGGAUAAGCCUAGACCUCUCAAGGAUCUUGAAGGUGCAAAAAUGGCUGCUGCAAUGGGAAUUAGCACUGUGAAAAGCAAGAAAGAUUAUGUAGUGAAGCAGGAAACAAAAGCAGCUCAAGAUUUGAAGAAGGAGGGGCUAGGAAAGGAAGAUGUGUCUUCAAUGCCAGGUGGAAUGAAGAAGGAAGGAUUGAGUGGAGAGGAGAAGAAAGCAGAAGACAAGAAGCAAGAUAAAUCACGGCCAGUGUCAUCCAAUCCCGUACCUGGAACACCAUGGUGUGUUGUAUGGACUGGAGAUAAUCGGGUAUUUUUCUACAAUCCAUCCACUCGUGUGUCUGUCUGGGAGCGUCCUGAAGAAUUGACUGGUCGUACAGAUGUGGAACGCAUGGUAUCAGAGAACCCAACCAUGAAGAAGGAAGAGUCUACAGCAGCAACUGCUACAACAGCAAUAACAGCAGCAUCAGGUAAUGUGGGAUCAGGAGCUGGGAGUGCUGGAGAAUUGAAAACAGAAGAGAUUGAAGAAGAGGAGCCAACCAACAAGAAAGCAAGAAUGGACAUUUCCCCUAUUAAGAAGGAGGAUGAAGUGAAGCCAAAGCUGAUUGACAUUGGGAAGGAAUCUGCAAUUGAGGCUGAGGUUAGAGCAGCAAGAGAACGGGCAACUGUCCCCCUGGAAAUCAGGAUGAAGCAGUUUCGCGACAUGCUGGUGGAGAAGGAAGUCUCUGCAUUCAGCACAUGGGAGAAGGAGCUCCACAAGAUUGUCUUCGAUCCUCGGUACCUUCUUCUUCUUUCCAAGGAGAGAAAGCAGGUCUUUGAGAAGUACGUGAAGGAGAGGGCAGAAGAAGAGCGACGGGAGAAAAAGAAUCGCAUGAAGCAGAGGAAGGAUGAUUUUCAGAAGUUGCUUGAAGAUGCCAAUCUAACAGGAAAGUCAUCAUUUGGAGAAUUUGCUGCUAAAUAUGCAAGAGAUGAGAGCUUCAAGGGGAUUGAGAAGAUGAGGGAGAGGGAAAGCCUUUUCAACGAGUUCAUCAUUGAAGUCCGGAAGCGAGAGAAGGAAGAGAAGAUCCAGAAACGAGAGCAGAUGAAGAAGGACUUCUUUGCCAUGCUGCGCGAGUGCCAAGACAUCGAUCACCAUUCCCACUGGUCGGAUGUGAAGCGGAAGUUGGAUGCAGAUCCACGCUACUCUGCUGUGGAAUCUUCUCUUCAACGUGAGGAGUGGUUCAGGGACCACAUCUACAUGCUGAAGGAGGAACGGAGUGUCCGGAAGAAGGAGAAGAAGGAUAAGGAACAGAAGGAGAAGGAAAAGGAGAAAGAGGAAGAGGAAGAUGGGGAGAAGGAAAAGCAUGAGGAAAAAGGUGAAGACAUGGAAGUGGAUGAUAAUGAGGAAGGUCAGGCCAACUCUGAUGAAGAGGCCAGAGAAAGGGAGAAACAAGAACGCAUUGAAGCUUCUCUUCGUGAAAGAGAGAAAGAGGUCCAAGAGCAAUUGGCCAAUCACCUUAGGGAUCGUGACAAGGAACGAGAAGCCCAUCGGCAUGAUGAAGCAGUACAACAUUUUCUUGCUCUAUUGGCUGACUUGAUCCGCAACACAGAUUUAACAUGGAGAGAGGCAAAACGUCAGCUGAAGAAGGAUCAUCGUUGGGAUAUGGCUGACCUCCUUAGCAAAGAUGAAAAGGAGAAACUUUAUGAUCAGCACAUUGAGCAACUAACCAAGAGAAAGAGAGAAAAAUUUAGGGAGCUUCUGGAGGAAACACCUGAAGUAACCCUAAUGUCUUCAUUCAAAGAAAUCCGCCGCACCAUCAAAGAUGAUCCUCGAUAUUCCAAAUUUUCCUCCAGUGAUAGAAAAUGUGAGAAGGAGUUCAAAGAGUACCUGAAAGACAAACUGGUUGCUGCCAAGGCAGACUUCAGAGAACUCCUCAAGGAAACAAAGAUCAUAACUCACAAAUCCCUAAAGUUGAUAGAGGAAAAUGAUCAGCAUAUGAAGGAGAUUCUUGAUGUGCUGAAGAAUGACAAGCGCUACCUGAUUCUUGACUGCAUCGAGGAUCAGCGAGAGAAGAUUAUUCAGUCAUACUUGGAAGAUCUGGAAAAGCGAGGUCCUCCUCCACCACCAACUGCCACAGAGCCACCAACUAAUGAAUGUGGAAGGAUGUUGAAGAGAAUAUUGACCUGGGGCUCCGUUUUGGGCCUUGGAGCUGGGACUGUCCAUGUCCUUCAACAGCAUCAUUGGCAUUUGGACGACUUGGGUGCUGUCCGCUUUGGCCGAGCUGCUAUCACGGUUGCUAGCAUCGUGAUAGAUUACAAGAAAACCAUUUAUGCCCCUGGUGUGGAUUACAAUGCUCCAACAUAUCCACUCCUCAGGUCUCAGGUUCAUACCAGAUCAGCUGAGAAGCUUCUUGAGCUAUGUUGCCUCAACCGUGGUGUAUUCAUAAAAGUAGGCCAGCACAUUGGAGCACUUGAUUAUCUGUUACCAUGUGAGUAUGUCCAGACAUUGAGCAUCCUCCAUUCCCGUGCACCUAAAUCUGAGCUUCCUGAUAUCUUCCAAGUGAUAAAAGAAGAAUUUGGUCGAGAUCCAACUGACAUCUUUGUGGAGUUCUCGGAAGGCCCUGUUGGAGCAGCAUCCUUGGCUCAAGUGCAUCGUGCAAGACUCAGGAAAACUAAUGAGGAGGUGGCUGUCAAAGUCCAGCAUCCAAAUGUGAAAGCCCAUGCACUAGUGGACAUCAAAACAAUGGAGGUACUUGCCCACCUUGUUGCAUGGAUAUUCCCUGACUUCAAGCUCCUUUGGCUGGUUGAAGAAACCAAGAAGAAUAUUCCACUGGAACUGGAUUUUCUCCAUGAGGCCUCUAAUAUGGUCCAAGCUCAGAAACUCUUCUCCAAAUUUCAUUGGCUCAAGAUUCCAAAUGUGAAACCUCGCCUAACUACCGAGAGAGUGCUGACAAUGGAAUUUGUUCACGGUGGUGAGAUAAAAGACAGAGGAUACAUGCACCGCAAGGGCAUCUCCCGUCAUGAAGUAUCUGACAAGUUGGGUCAGCUGUAUUCAGAAAUGAUCUUUGUCCAGGGGCUGGUACACUGUGAUCCUCAUCCUGGAAACAUAAUGGUGGCCAAGCAUGAGGGAGGGGCCCAGAUUAUCUUACUUGAUCAUGGCCUUUACUCUACCCUGAGCAAAGAAUUCCGAUUGAAUUACUCCCAGUUGUGGAUGAGCAUUCUUUCCCGAGAUCUGGAAGGUAUUAAGACAUAUGCCACAGCAUUGGGUGUGGGGAAUUUCUAUGGUCUUUUCUCCUGCAUGGUCACUGGACGUUCUUGGGCAUCCAUUCAAUCUGGGAUUGAUCGUACCAACAUCUCUGCUGAGGAGAAGAAGCACCUACAGGAGACUGCACGUCUUCUCAUCCCCCAAAUCACUGAUGUUCUCAGUUCUGUCCAUCGAGACAUGGUGCUCAUCUUCAAAACUAAUGACCUCCUUCGAGGGAUUGAAUUUUCCCUUGGUACUCAUGCAAGAGAAACACUGAAUCUCUCAAAAUACAUGUCCACUUAUGACAACUUGAACACAAAACUAUGA